GUGGCAGCUCCAGCGGGGUAAACUAUCGUCCAGAGCGCAUCAAGAAAAAUCGCGCGGAACUGGUUACAGUUUGUCAGUGUAGACGUUGCUGCUGGGGGGAGGUGGAAGGGACUCCAGAGAGCGACCCGUGAGAGUGGAGCUUGCUACAUGGCCGCCCAGCGUAGUACUGCCGCUACUGCGGCUGUUUCUACAGCAUCAGUCAGUGACAGUAUCCGGGUGCAACAGGCCAGCGCAAGCAGCAAGACAAGGCGUCCCUCCGGGAGUGCUACUGACCUGGACUUGGAUGCGUUGUCAAAGCAAGAAUUGGACAUUGAAUCGUUGACGAUCCGGAUCAGAGCCAUCCUGGACAGACAUCGAAUAUCGCAGUUGAUUUUCGGAGAACGUGUGGUCGGAUGCUCCCAGGGACAUUUGCACAACCUUCUGCACAAGCCCAAGCCAUUCUCGCAGCUAUCCGCCCACGGCAAGCGACCGUAUUACAAGAUGCAAGCGUUCAUGGAGAAAGAAGGCUUGCAAGAUCGAAUUGAUGAGUUAACGUCACUCCGGGGAGGAGGAAGAAAGCGUCCACUCGAAGACGACAACAGCGACCCAGACACGCACUGCAAGCCUAGGAAGAAACGUGUCACGUUCACAAUCGGACAGCGUGCCAUGCUGGAAGAUCUGUUCGAGGAGAACACGUACCCAUCGCGAGAGGAGAUUGACAGCAUAGCGAAAAACCUGGAUCCAUCGGUGCCAGCCGACACCGUGCGCUUCUGGUUCAACAACAAGCGCAGGCUGGAGAAGAAACGGCGAACUGAACCACCGACGGACUCUUAUGAGUAUCACGAUGAUGAGGAAGGCAUGGAAGAGGAUGAUGGCAAUGAGGAGGAUGACGAUGACGAUGAAGAGGACGAAGAGGAUGAUGAAGAUGAAGGAGAAGAUGACGAUGAUGAUGAUGGCGCGACUGAAGAAGACAUGAAUGAAGACGAGGGAGAUGAAGAAGAAGAGGAGGAGGAGGAGGAGGAGGAAGAAGAAGAACCUGCACAUGUAGCGGCAGCAGUACCACCACCACCGUCCUCAGCAGAAAAGAAACACGGCAGCAAGCAGAGUAAUGUCACUUCCAAUAGAGGAUAUCAUGAAAAGAAACACAAGGAUAACGCCGCCAUGGCCACCGCCAUUGUUGGUGGUGGCCAUGGCGAUGGUGGUGCUAGCAGCGGUACUAGUCCAAGAGGCCACACAGAAAACAACGGCAAACCAGGAGUAGCACACAUUGCCACUGGAAAAGCACAUCAUCAACACAAGCGUAGCAGUAGCACUGGCAAUAACCAAGCUGCUGCGGCCGCAACAUUAGCAGCGCGCCCGGCUCACACAACCGCAAGUGGAGUGGCGCUGACGUCCUUCCCCGGUAUCCAGCAGAGCACGCCCACAUCGGGCUCCACUCCCACACGCGGAUCCACCGCAGCUCCCGCCCGGUCGCCAAGCACUCUACAGGCUCGGGUGUCGAGUGCAUCGCGCUCAGCAACAGCAUCUGUACAACGCGCGCCCAUGCACGCCGGACCUACGCCAAUACCAGGGAAACGACCACCUGGUCCAGCUGGGGCUGCAGCAAUUCUAGCCUCGGCUACCAAAGCCUUAUAAUAGAAAUGGACACACUGGAGAUUAGUGUGAAUCAAACAUGCAUGUCUAGAUUUAGUUAGGGUGCGAGUGGCCGAUACAUCUCCAUCCACCAUAUUUAGGUAGAAGGUAGGGUAGCCUGUCUUUGGUUCGUCCCUUAUUUAUAUGUGCCAUCCCCACGCAUACUAUGCAUUCUUUUCAAACUUGAUCUGACCAUCAGUGCCAUUGUCACUGCGUCGCCAAUCCGGACUACCAACGCACAUACUGUACAUACGGACCACGAGCCACGGGCAGCAGUCUGCUUUUUUGUUGGUUGUUCUCGAUAAACCGAUUCUGCUGCAUGCCUAGUGUAAUUAUCUGUUUUCGGUAUCUACAUCCAUAUCAACAGUUACUAGUCUUGUAUUGCCAAGAACACAGACCUACACACUAGA
This is a messenger RNA of Sycon ciliatum, 2021 nucleotides long. RefSeq names its product homeobox protein cut-like. The transcript is spliced from 2 exons. The coding region runs from base 148 to 1614 and encodes 488 amino acids. Lineage: Eukaryota; Metazoa; Porifera; Calcarea; Leucosolenida; Sycettidae. Gene Ontology annotation, cellular component: nucleus. Gene Ontology annotation, molecular function: RNA polymerase II cis-regulatory region sequence-specific DNA binding; DNA-binding transcription factor activity, RNA polymerase II-specific. The record is from RefSeq and is a predicted model, not a curated record. Gene Ontology annotation, biological process: regulation of transcription by RNA polymerase II.